Halichondria panicea is the source of this 4228-nucleotide messenger RNA. RefSeq lists its product as uncharacterized. The transcript has a single exon. NCBI's taxonomy places the organism in Eukaryota, Metazoa, Porifera, Demospongiae, Suberitida, Halichondriidae. The record is from RefSeq and is a predicted model, not a curated record. The coding region runs from base 285 to 4106 and encodes 1273 amino acids.
AUUUGAAGCAUGCGUAUAAUAUUAUAAGGUUAUCGUAAUGUUAUUGACUCUAUAUGCUUUCAUUGUUGGAGGAGCUGUUCCCAAAUAAGUGCUCGUUGUCUCAUGAGUAUCUACUGAAACUUUGGGAGCUUGCUUAUCACCACAGAGAUCCAAAAUCAUGCUAUAAUUGUAUAUAUAGGUCCUACUAGUUUACUAGUUUUACAGUAUACAUGCAGAACUUCAGUUGACCUACCUCAAAUUAGGUCUAUCUGUAUCUAGUUUGGUAUUGUAGUUAACUGUUAAAGAUGCUAGCUCUGAUCUUACUCUGCUCUGUUUGCUUUCCUGAAGUUGUACGUGCUGAGUCGAUCACGUACUUUGUCACUAACAAGAUUAAUACAUCAGCUGUUGUCUGUAAUGGCUACCGUUCUUGUCACACUCUAAACGAACUUGCCAUUAACUCCUCUUUGCUAUUUCUUGAGUAUGCUAACUACAGUCUGGUGCUUGAAGGUGGUAUACACAAACUCACCGUUGGGUUAGUUGUCUCCGAUAUUGAUCAGCUCGAAAUAUCUUCAUUUGAUUCUGAAAUUGACAUAACAUACGGAAACGUAACGGUCUACAAUGUAUCCAGUUUUUCUAUCAGUAAUUUUCAGCUUUUCGCAUCCGAACAUCAAAAUAAACCAAGCUUCUUUAUUUCUAAAACUAGAAAGGCGGUUAAAUUUGACAAUGUCAACAUUUCCAAUGUAGGUAUAUCUGCUAUUCUAAAUGGGGGGCCAAGAAGAUUGAAUUCAGUGUUUGUUAUCAGAAACUCAAGUGUGGAGAAUUCAGCACUCAGGUUUGAGUUGAAAAACUGCCUCUUGCUUCUAUUGGACUCGUAUUUUUAUGGUAACGUGCUUUUUGUGGAAACUACUUUAAGAGUCAAUAUUGUCUCAAAAGAAAAGAUGAUACGAAUUGUUGGUUGUAGAAUUUCGGGACAAACUUCUUUAAGAGUGCGAGCUGGUUCAGAUAUUCUGCUUUCUAUUGUCGAUAUUUCUGACACUGUUAUUUCAGACACUAAUUACAUGCAAGUAGAUGGAGGUAUACGUUUAGAACGUCUAGUUGUGUACAUUGUCAUGUAUUCUCGAGUUCAGCUCAAUAUAAUGGAGUCCAAUAUUAGCAGUCUUUUUGCUGAGGUUUCUGAAGAGAGUUCCUUGUUUAUGAAUGUCUCUAAGUGCUUUCAUCGUCCUAUCAUAAAAAUGUACGGUAUUGAAAUUAAACAGAUGAAAUUCAGUCGAUUAUUGCUUGAUGUUCGAGAUUCUGUUUUUGAACAUUCUUCGAUUGGUGUAAGUAUACAAGCUAUCAAGUAUACUAGUACAUCGUUAAAACUACAUGAUACACGUUUUGUUUAUUGUCAAGCACUUUCUAUAUUUUCCAGUGGACGUUUUCUUUAUGUAUAUCUUUUCAAUGUUACAAUCAGUGGUUCUUUCGACCAAAAUGCUGUCACUAUUCAAGCAGCUGCCUCGGAAUCAUCCGUAGAAUUGGUGAAAUGCUCUUUCUUGUAUAACUUUGGGAACAGGGGUGCUUGUGUAUACUUUUUAUCUAAUCCUCAGUCAUCAUUAACAUUAAACGAAGUUUUUUUUUAUGAAAAUGUUGAUCUUACUUCAGAUCCAGCUAUUGUAUUGGUUAUUAAUUGUGACAAUGUGAUAAUACAUAAUUCCUUGUUCGAAUGGAAUACAGGAACACCCGUUGAGAUUGUUUCAGGCCAGCUAUAUUUGUCAGGAUUCACGUCUUUCAGGUCUAAUAUUGCCACAAAUGGUGGUGGAUUGUCUUUAAUCUGUUCGACAGUCAUCUUUGAGAAGGGAUUGGUGGCAACUUUUGCAUCAAACAAAGCACUCAAUGUAGGAGGUGCUAUAUAUGUAGCGCCUUGUUUUGACCACGACAGAAUUGCCAAAAGAAAUAAUUAUAAAUUUAUAUCUACUGUUACGGUAUGUUUCUUUCAAAUUUCAAUCGGAAGUGAAUGGGAAAAGCUCUCCUUAAGGUUUCUCAAUAAUUCAGCCUUGAAUGGUGGGGAGGAUAUAUUUGGAACCUCCGUGCACAAACAUUGUAUUGCUCAAAAACAUACUCAACUCAUUCUAACUCAUUUUAACUUGCAGCAGUUAUUCAAGAUACGUAAUUCCAAAAACACUAGUCUCUCCUCUGUUGCCUCAGACCCUAAGAGAGUGUGUGUAUGUGAUGACUUUGGGGAGCCACAAUGUUCUAGUCUCGACUUCAUCUAUAACAUUAAAAUUCUGUAUCCCGGAGAGAUGUUUACUGUGUCUUUGGUAGUCGUGGGUAAUGAUUUUGGCACUGUUACGGCCACUACAAAAGCUGGUCUCCUUGGUAGUACAUCGGGAUCUCUGGGGGAGGGACAACAAACUCGAUUGGCAUUUUUCAGACAUUGCACCAGUAUACAGUACUCCGUUCACUCAUCACGACCAACAGAAACAAUUGUUUUCACAGCUAGUGGUAGUAAACCAUUAGCUGCUACUAGACGUAGCAAACUGGAAGAUCGUUUAAAAGUUGAACAUCAAUUAAAUAAAGAUUCUGUCUUUGUGUAUUUACAUACUGAAGAAAUCCAAGUGCAACUGCUCACCACUCCUGUGUACUUCAAUGUGACUCUUGCAAACUGUCCUCUUGGAUUUGAGCUGAUUGGUGACCCUCCAUCUUGUCAGUGCCAAAAGGAGCUAGUACAAAACAAUAUCAAACAUUGCAUUAUUGUUAAUCACACUGGCUUUGUGUAUCGCAGAGGAUCGACUUGGGUGAAUGCUACCUUCAACGGAAACAUCAGUGUGCCUAUAGUAUACAAGUCCUGCCCCUACGAUUACUGUCUGAGUGAGAACACUUCCGUAGACUUGAGAUACCCAGACGCACAGUGUGCUCUGGGCCACUCAGCCACUCUGUGUGGAGCUUGUAGUGAAAAUCUGAGCCUGGCUCUCGGCACCAAUCGAUGUCUCGACUGUUCCAACACUGGUCACUUAGUGCUCCUCAUAUUCUUCAUAGCUGCUGGCUUUGUGCUUGUGAUUUUCAUCAAGGCCUUAGACUUCACUGUUUCUAAGGGAACUAUCAAUGGUCUUAUCUUCUAUGCCAACAUUGUGUGGGCAGAAAAAAGCAUUUUGUUUUCAAAACAGACUACAGCUCACUCGGUAAUGAGUGUUUUUAUUGCUUGGCUGAAUCUGGACUUUGGAAUUGAGACUUGUUUUGCAGAUGGUUUAUCAGGUUAUCAGAAAGCCUGGUUACAAUUCUUGUUCCCUGUGUAUGUGUGGUGUAUUGCGGGUCUGAUAAUUAUCUCCUGUCGUUAUUCAACAAUGGCAACCAACCUGUUUGGGAACAACUCUGUCCCUGUCCUAGCAACUCUGUUUCUCAUGUCGUAUGCUAAGCUACUACGCGCUAUCAUAACCGUAUUAGGAUUUGCUGUCCUUCGGUCUGCAGAUACUACUGUGUCACAGGUGUGGCUCUAUGAUGGUAACAUUCCAUACCUUGGCCUCAAGCAUGCAUUUCUUUUCGUAGUAGCUGUCCUGGCUUUACUGUUCCUGUGGCUGCCUUACAUGUGCACUCUGUUUCUAGUUCCAUUCUUCAAAGGCAAGACUCACUAUUGGCUCUUUCGUUGGAUUGUUAAAUGGAAGCCAUUUUAUGACGCUUACUUUGGUCCUUUACACACUGAACAUCAGUACUGGGUUGGAUUGCUGUUAGUAGUUCGUGUUGUUUUGCUUCUGUUAUUCACAGUUGCACCAACAUACUCCAACCUCCUUGCCUUGAUCGUAACAACAACUACCCUUUUAACGUAUGUGACCCUCUCUGGCUCUGUGUAUAAGAAUAAAUACUUGUCUUUUCUUGAGAACUCGUUUUUAGUCAACUUAAAUGUGUUAGCAGCUGGAGUGCUGUAUCAAAAUGUGGUGGGAGGAGACGUAGAUUUGGUUGUGUACGUGUCUGUUGGUAUCGUGUUUGUUCAGUUCGUAUGCAUUACUAUCUACCAUUGCAUUGUCUGUUUGAAGAGUUGUGCCGGCAAGAAGAACCCGCAUGGUCGAUCUGUGAGAGCUCGUCUGUCUCCCAGUAAAAGUCAUGUGCAGUUUCCCCUUCGAGAGGAGCUUUUGGACCAUGAGAAUUCGUUAUAACUAAUAAGUUUGACUCAGAUAUAAUUGUAUAGACAAAUUUACUGAACCAUGAUACUCAUUAGCAUAGAUUUGUUAUGUUUUGUAUACUGUCACAAAAGUUUGAGUGUAUUGUUGUGAUUUUA